Messenger RNA from Podarcis muralis (Common wall lizard), 1455 nucleotides. NCBI's taxonomy places the organism in Eukaryota, Metazoa, Chordata, Lepidosauria, Squamata, Lacertidae. The record is from RefSeq and is a predicted model, not a curated record.
UUAUGAUUUUACAGAAAUGCUUGGAUUGCACCCCGCUUUAUUUAUAUUCCCUUUUCCCCUUGGAGAAAAAUCAGUUUGCAACGUUGGUUUCCACGAUCUACGGCGAGGGCUGACAUCGCGCUGCAGCCGAAACCUCCGGCCUUUCCAUUGCUGCUUUUCCGCCUUGGAAGUUUGACUUUGCGAAUUGCAAAAUGCCCAAAAAUUCCAGAAUUCGUCAUGGAUUGACUUCGCCACGGCAUUUUACGACCCUUUUCUUCUUCUUCCGAGUUCUCUCUCUCUCUUUUUUUUAGUUGUGUUUUUAAAUCUACUCGUAGGCCGCUUUCAGCCAUUCCGGCAGGGUGCAAAACAAUCCGCUUCUUCUUCUUAUAUUAACAUUUCUGCAGGCUUUCUGCCCGCCCCUGCCCGCGAUGCUUGCUUUGAAGCGCUUUGGGCCAUUUUGAGCCGUUUUGGAGAAGCUUGUGCAAGUCGUCGCAAAAAACUGGAAGGGGAAUCAUUGAAUUGCAAUUUUGAAAGGGACCCCCUAGGGUCAUCCAGUCCAACCCCUGACAAUGCAGGCAUCUUUUGCCCACUGUGGGACUUGAACCCACAACCCUGAGAUCAAGCACUUCCUGCUCUACUGACCGAGCUACCCAGCACAGCUGCCCUCGAUUCCGUCAUCACCAUCCAAAUAAACGAUUGCGCGAAUUCUCGUGCGAAUGGAGAACCUGGAGGCUAUCGUGCUGGUGAUCCUAGCCACGCACAACCUGGUGCGCCUCCACCUGCACCGGGGCGGCGUGGCUGCCCGCGCCCGGCGGACGAUGCGCCGCGUGAUGGCCAACCAUGUCUCGCUGCUGCACCAGCUGCUGCCCGACGCGUGUCCGGACAGUGAGGCGCGCCUGGUGGCCGAGGAGCUCCACGCCGGGCCGCACCGCUUCUGGUCCCGCCAGGUCAGCCAGGACUGGUGGGAGCGCGUGGUGCUGGAGACGUGGCAGCCCAGCCAGUGGCUGCAGGGCUUCCGCAUGACCAAGGACACCUUCCUGGCGCUGUGUGAGGAGCUGCGGCCGGAGCUGCAGCGCCAGACCACCACCAUGCGGGCGCCGCUGAGCGUGGAGAAGCGCGUGGGCAUCGCCCUCUGGAAGCUGGCCACCACCGAAUGCUAUCGCUCCGUGGCCGCGCACUUCGGCGUGGGGCGCUCCACCGUCGGAGAGGUCUUCAUCGAAGUGUGCCUGGCCAUCGAGAAGCUGCUCUUCAGGAAGGUGGUGGCCCUCGAGGACCCCAAAGAGGUCAUGGCAGGAUUUGAGGAAAUGGGGUUUCCCAGCUGUGUGGGGGUCAUGGACAGGACCCACAUCCCCAUCAUCUGCACUGUCCCGAAAGGGGACCAACAUCAGCCAAAAGGGGUUCUUCCCUAUGUCAAUGCAAGGCACGGUGGACCACAAGGGCCGCUUCAUUGACAUCGAACUCAGCUGGUGCGGUAAA